Molecule: messenger RNA, 826 nt
Organism: Cladocopium goreaui
Lineage: Eukaryota; Dinophyceae; Suessiales; Symbiodiniaceae
Source: the annotation of a GenBank genome assembly
AGGGCUUCCUGCGGAGGGAAAGGAAGGAAGCAUGUGCAGUCAACUGCAGAGUUUGCAUCCUUUGGCUGCGGAGUUUUUGCUGCUCUUGGCACAUGUCGAGAAUGCUCUGAAGUCUGGCCGCGCUCAGGAAGCAGACUUGGAGGGUUGUGACUGGAAGAUUCGGAAGGCAAAGGUUGCUUCAUAUGAGUUAGCGCUUCGAGACCGCUUAAAGCAUUGGGAGGCUUUGCCCAUCAAUGUGGCAGAACAAUACCGCUCAAGGGUGGAGCAACUGAGUUGCAUGUUGAAGAAAGAGACACCUGCAGCAGCAGAACUCCCCCGGCUAGAGAAUGAACAAGAAGAGUGCACUUCUCAUGUCCAAAAGGACCCGCACCGACAAGCCGCACUUUCUGCGAAUGUCCAGGAACAAAACACACCAUGUUUUCCGAGAGAUGUGCCAUGGCGUCGCUCUCAAGGUCACCAAGGCACACGUUUGGAAACCAGGCCAAUUGCUACAAACGGUGAGGCCCGAAACAAUUUGGAAUCGGAAAUGGUCGACUUGGCUGAGAACAUGAAAGGAGCUGCAAAUGUGUUCCUUCAAACCUUGAAGAAAGACAACGAACGUUUGGAGGAUAUGCACUCAUCUCAGCAGCGCAGCCUUGACAAUGUGACUGCCCAUUCAGAAAGUGGCAAAAAACUACUUCGAUCCGGACAGAUGAGUUUCUUCUGCACCAUGAUUCUGCUUGCAGUUAGUGUUGUGGUGUUUUGCAUGAUGAUACCUUUCAUCGUUUUCACCUGAGCCCAAAGAAAAGGCUUUUGUGACAACUUUUCACAAUCGUCGUGUGUGAAA